This is a messenger RNA of Saccostrea cuccullata (small rock oyster), 1487 nucleotides long. RefSeq names its product pre-mRNA-splicing factor CWC22 homolog. The transcript has a single exon. NCBI's taxonomy places the organism in Eukaryota, Metazoa, Mollusca, Bivalvia, Ostreida, Ostreidae. The record is from RefSeq and is a predicted model, not a curated record. The annotation marks the transcript as partial.
AAGAGGACAUAGUGACAGCAGAGAAAACACAAGAGAACGCAGUGGCAGUAGAGAGGACACAAAGAGAACAUAGUGACAGUAGAGAGGGCACAAGAGGACACAGUGACGGUGAGAAGAGGCACAGAGAACGCAGUGGCAGUAGAGAGGACACAGAGGACAUAGUGACAGUAGAGAGGACACAAGAGAACAUUGUGGCAGUAGAGAUAACACAAGAGAACGCAGUGGCAGUGAGGACACAAGAGGACACAGUGGCAGUAGAGAGGACACAAGAGGACAUAGAGGCAGUAGAGAGGACAAAACAGAAUACAUUGACAGUAGAGAGAACACAAGAGAACAUAGUGACAGUAGAGAGAACACAAGAGAACGCAGUGGCAGAAGAGAGGACACAAGAGAACGCAGUGGCAGUAGAGAAGACACAAGAGAACGCAGUGACAGUAGAGAGGACACAAGAAGAGGACAUAGUGGCAGUAGAGAGGACACAAGAGAAUGCAGUGACAGUAGAGAGGACACAAGAGGACAUAGUGGCAGUAGAGAGUGGCACACAGAACGCAGUGACAGUAGAGAGGACACAAGAGGACACAGUGACAGUAGAGAGGACACAAGAGGACAUAGUGGCAGUAGAGAUGACACAAGAGAAUACAGUGACAGUAGAGAAAAGACAAGAGAACAUAGUGACAGUAGAGAGAACACAAGAGAACAUUGUGGCAGUAGAGAGAACACAAGAGAACAUAGUGGCAGUAGAGAGGACACAAGAGGACAUAGUGGCAGUAGAGAGGACACAAGAGAAUACAGUGACAGUAGAGAAACGACAAGAGAACAUAGUGGCAGUAGAGAGAACAAAAGAGAACAUUGUGGCAGUAGAGAAAACACAAGAGAACAUAAUGGCAGUAGAGAGGACACAAGAGAACAUAAUGCCAGUAGAGAGGACACAAGAGAACGCAGUGGCAGUAGAGAGAACACAAGAUUUAGCUUUAGCAAAAGAUGAUACAGUAUCUAUGGAAAGCUUGAAUACUUCUUUAUCAGUAGAUCAACUAGACCAAAUACUAAGUGUCCUUGGUGACAUUCCAUGCGAAGAAGUAAUAGUAGAGCUCACAUCUAUCAGUGCAGAAAACAAUAAAUUAGAUUUGAAAGAAUCUGAUGACAGCAGCUCUGAUCAACUUGAUGAGUCAUCUGAUGAGUAUGUCCCCCCAAAGAGAAGUAAAAGAAAACGAAAUAAUUCUGAUUCGUCCUCGUACAGUUCUAGUUCUUCCAGGGAAAGGAAGAGGAAAGUUAAAUCUAGAAAGAAGAAGAAGAGCGGUAUUGAGGCAGACAGAGAUAAACUUGAAGACAACAACAAUAACAGUGUUAAUGAAUCCUCGUCUAGUAUAUCAGGUCAAAUGAAAUCAAGAAGAAGAAAACAAAGAAAUCCAUCUGAAUGGAAACGAAACAGAACCAAAAAUUUACGAAACAAAAAGGAAAAACAUACACAAACAACAGAGGCAUUGUAA